This is a messenger RNA of Coniosporium apollinis CBS 100218, 525 nucleotides long. RefSeq lists its product as uncharacterized. The record is from RefSeq and is a predicted model, not a curated record. Gene Ontology annotation, cellular component: TRAPP complex; cytoplasm; nucleus. Gene Ontology annotation, biological process: endoplasmic reticulum to Golgi vesicle-mediated transport. NCBI's taxonomy places the organism in Eukaryota, Fungi, Ascomycota, Dothideomycetes. The transcript has 2 exons. The coding region runs from base 1 to 525 and encodes 174 amino acids.
AUGUCCUACUACUUCACCAUUAUCGGCACAAAAGAUAACCCCCUCUUCGAGCACGAGUUCGGCACCUCGAAGCAAGGCGGAGAUGGCGUGGCACGUUUCCGCGAAGAAGCACGGCACAUGAACCAGUUCAUCGCGCAUGCCAGUCUAGACAUUGUCGAAGAAGUGCAAUGGGCGAGCGGCCAGAUGUACCUCAAGCUCCUCGACCGCUUCCCGCCCGCCACCUACAUCUCAGCCUUCAUAACCGCCAACAAUGUCAAGUUCCUCCUCCUGACCUGCCCCUCCGACUCCGCCCCGUCCCGAUCUUCCAUCACCUCCGCCGCCUCGGCCCGUUCGUCCAGCUACCCCUCCAGCGCGACCUACAACCCCACUGCACCGGCUACCGAAGAGGCGGUCAAGAGCUUCUUCUACGAGGUAUACGAUGCCUGGCUCAAGACGCUGAUGAGCCCGUUCUAUCAUAUCAAUACGCCGAUUGGGAGUCCGGUAUUUCGGGGCAGGGUUGCGGCGGCGGCGAAGAAGUAUCUGUAG